Molecule: messenger RNA, 10361 nt
Organism: Lymnaea stagnalis (great pond snail)
Lineage: Eukaryota; Metazoa; Mollusca; Gastropoda; Lymnaeidae
Source: the annotation of a GenBank genome assembly
GUUGGACACCCAUGUCAUAAAUAUAGUUUAAGCGUCCUUCAAUUUAUCUAUAGUUUCGUAAGUUUAAAUAAUAUUUUGAAAGGAGUAAGUACGCGAUAAAAAAGGAAAUGUAAACAUUUGGUUAUAGUUUUUAUUUAACUGCGCGCCAAUUGGUCGUUUGGUUUCGAUGUAAACAAAAAUAUAUUAAGAAAAGAAGUAGGAGCUAAACUGAAUUAAUCCUAAAGCCAAAGGCUAGAAAAAGAAAUCACAUUGAGAAGAUAUUUAUUUACUCCUCGCUAAUACAGACUUUUAAGGCAAGUAUUAAGUUAAAUGUGCAGCCCCUUUUUAAGUUGAAUGCAAGAUGGCGUUAAAAAAUUAUAGUUGAAAAUAUCGCCGUCUAGUCCUAGCAAAAGUUAAAGUACCAGUCCCGUGACUCAGUCAACUGAAUCAGAAUGAGUUACUAACUUCUUGUCUUUAAACUUUAUUAGCCUAUAAUUUAGUAACAUAGUUAAUAGUUCUCUCACCUACUCCUGUCUAGUCUAGUCAUAAUUAAUAAAGGAAAGGCGAAUUUAUAUGUCACUUUGAUGAAAAUUUCUAAACAUUAAAAAAAAUUUAAAAAUACUACAGCUGUAUAGAGCCAAUAGAAUGGUUUACGAAACGAAAUGUCUACACGUCCGGCGCGCCCGACAAGUAGUGCGCAAUAUAUACGUCCGGCGGCAUGUCAUGCUAGUAGUUUUUAUUAUUCCGAACGAAGUACAGUUUGGUAGAUCUUGCGUGGUCUAGUGGUAGAGUUAUUGCUUAAUGUUAUUAUGAUUUGAGGAUCAAUGCCGGGGAAAGGAUAGUUUUUUUCCCAUUUUAAUUAAAAAUAUUGUAUACUAUAUUUUUAUUAUCAUGUUUAUCAGCAACAGUAGUUUCAUGAGAAGUUUUUAAAUAUUUUUUAGCAAUUUAAACAAUUUAAAAUGAAAUAUUUUACUUUUAUUGGUUGUCUACUCCACACUGGCCCCUAAUUUAUUUGAUGGAUUACUGGUACAGUACACAAACUCAAAUAAAAAACAAAACAAAAAUGUUUACAAGCCACUUUCUGAAAGCAUACAUUUUUCUGAUCUGUAUUUUAUUUAUUUUAAAUUUACCUUACUUUUAGAUGGACAUUAUCUAUUUGUAUUGAAAAUUUCAUUGCAAUAGCUUUAUUAGUUUAAAAGUUAUCUAUUUAAGUGUAAAAAUAUCUCGGCCGCAGUCGCUUUUCAUGAAAUAUUUUUUCUAACGUUGCAUAAAUUUUUCUGAUCUGCAUUUUAUUUAUUUUAAAUGUGCCUUACUUUUAGAUGGACAUUAUCUGUUUGUAUUGAAAAUUUUAUAGCAAUAGCUUCAUUGGUUUAGUAAUUAUGUCAUUUUUAAAAAAAAUUAAUUUUUCGACUACUGUCGUUAUCCACGCCAUGUGCAAAUAAAAUCAAAUUUUUUCAAAUAUGAUAAGUUAAUUCACAAUUCAUGUGUUUUGUUUUGUUAAACAUUGUAUUUUAAAUGUUUCCUCCGAAUUUGAGAGCUCUAACUUUAAUAGCCAAAAAGAUACAUGCAAAAUAGUACUAAAAGAGUAAUAAUGCGAUCACAGUCUUAAAAAUUAAAUACAAAGCCGAAUAGUGGGGAAAAAUAAAUCACUAAAAAAAUUCAUAACUUUUCUCCUAUAAGUGAUAGAAAGAUUAUCUUGGUGUCAUUGGAAAGCUUUGAGCCAGCUCUUUCCAAUGAUAUGCUCUUUGUGUAUGUCAGGUGUAUUUGAAAAUUUGAGUUGGAGUGCCUAACUUUCACUUAAGUUUUUUUCUAUUAUUUGCAUUCAAGAUACUAAGUACAUUCAUUACUUGGUAGAGAAAUGGAUUUUAAAAUUAACAAUUUAAUAACAAUAGUUUUGAAUCAUUCACAGUCACGUGAUAAGGCUGACCGACAAGAUAUCUCUCGCCACUUUGUUACGGCGGUCAUGUGACUUGGUCGCCGGACAAAUAGUGCGGGAGAUAUACGUCCGGCGCGUGUAGACACUGCCUUUACGAAAACACCAAGAUCAACUUUCUAGCUCAAGUGGUUCAAAAGUUAUUAAUUUCUUUAUUACUAUUGGCUAUUGGUUUAAUUUAAUUUUUAAAAAAUGUAUUGUCAGUUAUUUUAACUUAAUUUUGUCUUUGAUUUGUGAAAAUCAUUGAAAUGCUUGUUAACUCAGUGUAGUGUAAAGAUUAGGCUAACCUUCAAUUCAAUUGAGUCAGUUAUUGUUGCAGGCCUAAACAAAAAAAACUAUGUGAAUGUGGUCUUUCCUAAACUAUGUUUAGUAAUUGUUUAGCAAAGACCACAUAAUAUUUUUUUAAUAGUAAUUUAUUAGUAAAUUGUGUAGUCUAAGUUAUAGAUUAUCAUAAUAAAAUUUAAAAAAUUAUUAGAAAGACUUAAAAUAUAGAUGACUUUGAUUAUAUGGUCGACAAAUUUUAAAUUUAGGGCUACUAGCACACAGGAAUCAUUGUCAUAGCCUUUAACUUUAAUUUCUAUCAAGUAGCCUGCCUAUUGUAUAUAGACAUAGUUAUAUAGGGACUUUUAAAGUAUACUAUAUUUAUAACCUACUUCUACUGAAUAUGUAUAUUAAGAAAUCGUGUCAGCGAGCCAUGUAGCCAAAGCUCUUAAUGCCCUCCCCAAAGCAUUCCCCUCAAGCCCAUAAAGUCCCCUAUUGGGCCACAAGUGAAACAUCAGAGAUCUAGGACGUAUUUUCACUCCAUUGAAUAGCCUUAUGGGGGCCAUCUCAGCCUAAAACAUCAGAGAUCUAGGACGUAUUUUCACUCCAUUGAAUAGCCUUAUGGGGGCCAUCUCAGCCUAAGGUUAAGGACAUCCAGUCCGUCGCGUCGGUGAUGUUGCUCUCACAACAUCAGCAAUUGACAUUCGCCACGGGUCGAGAUGGUGAAUUUACGUCCUUAUCUCCCCCUGCCAUUCCUGGGGAAGCAUAAGGCACCCUCUAAUAGGGUUUAUUAAAGUGGGUUUCUUCCUCGUAAUUAGUUCAUGAAGUAGCUGGGACGAAAUGGCUGCUUGUCUCAUUUGCCUACUGUUACUUAGACGGUUAGAACCUACUUUUAACUGAAUUAACUGCAUUUAAUCUCUAAUAAAAGUAUUGAUGUUUUACUAGCUAUGAAGGUAAUAACACCAGAAAUAUCAUGGCAUGAAAGAGAUCCCAUCUACAGUAUUGAUUUUCAGCCUGGUCAGUGGCCAAUUCAGAGGCUCGCCAGUGGAGGUGUAGACAAGAUUGUGAGGGUAAAUAAUGUUUUAAUUUUUUUAAUUGAAAUAUUAAUAAAAUAUCUUAUUUCUUUUGGUUAAAAUAUAUAGUAAGAUUUAUGCUAUUAAAAAAAAAUGUUAUAUCAUAUGAUAUUCAUCUAAAGAUUACACACUUUUCGAUAAUAUAAUAAGAAUAUGUUUCAUUUAUAUAUUAGGAUAUUCUAAUCAUGUGAACUACUAUCCAGAUAUGGCAAAUGACUUUGGACUCAGAGGGAAAGGCAAUGGUUGUCAUCCUGUCAAACCUGCGAAGACACACUGCUACAGUGAAUGUUAUUAGAUUUUCUAAAAAUGGUAUGCUCAAUAAUAAUAGUGUGUUUAGGUGAAUGUUGAUACACUUUUGGUAUAUGUGCUAGUGAAACAGUUGCUGCAAUUGCAGUUGUAGCAGUGGCAGUUACUGUCUAUUAAAAUGUGAUUUUCUGACAAUGUUAAUUUAAAAAAAAUAAGACAUCUUUUUAAGGGUUAAUUUUCCUUAUAGAUAAGAAAUAAGCGUUCAUUGUUUUUAUAAUUAUUGAAUAUGAUUCAUGCACGGCUAAAAUUUAAGCCAGUCACACAUUUACAGCCACAAAAUGUUAUUGUGUUAAGUGCUCCCUAAAGUGCCCUAAUGCUGCAUUGUUUCUAGAAAGGACAUGGUUUUAUAAAUGAUAACUUAAAAUUAGUUUAAUCUAUCCACAGGUGAACUGCUUGCCACUGCUGGAGAUGGUAACUAUUUUAUUUUGUUUUGCAUAUCAUUAAAAAAUUAGAGCUCCAUAACAGGUGUGGCAAAAGAUUAUGAUAGUUUGGCUGGAAAAGCACAGAGUUUAUGGUGUUUGUAACUGAAUCAAUAGUGCCAUGCAUUAACAAGUUGAUUUUGCAGGGCAUUAUUCUAAAUAAAUUGAAUGUAAAAUUUGUUUCUCUUUGUCUUGAAGGCUAUUCAUUUUUGAAGAUUCAUUUUUUAAAAUAAAAUUUCAAUCAUGUGAUAUAUCAAGAUCUUUCCUAAGUUACAUUAUAUAAGAAUACAAUUAAAGUUAGAAACCCCACGCAAAUUUUAUAUCAUCUCUUCAUAUUAAUUAAAAAUCUGUUAAAAACAAUUUCUGAAAUGUGAUUAGUAUUUUUAAUCCAGACACUGCUAUAGUUUUAUGGAAACUAAGUGAUGUUCCAACUCCUGCCAACAAUAUAUUUGCUGAUGAUGAAGCGGAAGAAGAUAAAGAAUCUUGGGUGUGUCAUAAAACCCUCAGGUAAUCACUCCUAUGGAAAUCUGUUUUUUUUAAAUAAAUUAUUUAUUUCUAAUUUUUUUUUUUUUAAAGCUGAAUUUUUGUGUGUGUCUUUUGACUGUUGAGCUGGAAUGUAGAAAAUUAAUCAUGUUAUGUUUUGAAUAUUGCACAAGAAAAUACUUCCAAAAUUAUUAUAAUUUACCAAUAACACCUUUUUUAACUGUAGAUUGACAAAGUAACAGCUGCAUUGUUUUAACAAUGCAUACGUUCUAGGCCUGUAUUUACCUUCAUGUGUCUAUUAGUAGUUUGACAGAUAAGCAUGAAGUAAACCAUCAUGAAAAUGAUUUGGGUCAUUAAAAAAAAAGAUAUCAAACUUAAAACAUGAAAUACAAGUUAUUUCAAAAAAUAAUUUCCCAUAUAUUCUGAAACAUCUUAAAAGAGCAGCAGCAGGUUGGGUUUUUAACUGUUUAUCAGUAUGGCCUAUAUAUUAUUGUCUUUUUCAAAUAGAUUUUUGUCUUUUUAGGUUUCAAAAAGUUUUUUUUUAUUGUUGACAGAGGACAUUUGGGAGAUGUUGCAGAUUUGUGUUGGUCAAAGGAUAAUCGCUACCUUGUAUCAGGAUCAGUUGAUAACAGUGCAAUUGUAUGGGAUGUCGUAAAAGGCAAGUGGAAUCUCUGAAAAUUAUUUAUAUAAGUUUAUAUCAAUAAGGUGGCGUAUACUACGCCUAUGACAUAGUUUCUAAGUAAUUUUUAGUUAACUUUGUUAUCUUAUAUUUUAAAAAUAAACAGUUUUCUAAUAGUACCUGUUGUGUAAUAAAAUACUUCUUCUUGCCAUCAUGAAUAAUUAAAAAUGUUUACUUUUCCUUGUUUGUCCAAUUGAUAAACUUAAUUAUGAUUAUGACAUUGAUUUUUGAAAACAUUUAAGUUAUUAUUGCUCAUUUGUUCUAUUAACACAGAUGUAAAGCUUGCCAUGUUUAGUGAACAUAAAAGUUAUGUCCAAGGAGUGGCGUUUGAUCCACUUGGAACAUAUGUCGCUACUCUUAGUGCUGACAGGUAAGUUCUCUAACAUUUAAAAUGGAAUAUUUAACCUAAAUUCUCAAAAUUUCACAUUUAAAAAAAAAAAAAAGCUAUUAAAUGAGAAACUGAAAUUGUCACAUAUUUGAAAAUUGUCCCAGCUGUGACUUUGGCUAUUAUUGGAAAUUCUAUGAUCAGACUAUGAUUUUGGUUUCAAUAUGUCAUAAAAUGUUAUUAUUACAAGAAAAAUAAAAUGUUAAAUCAAAAGCUGAUAUUUUAUGUUAAUAAUGUUAAAUUUGUUUUCAUCCUUAACAAGUGCCAUUCAUUGUAAAGAAAAAAAAAUAUUAAAAGGUGGGCUUUUACGAUUCCAAACUCAUUAUCUUCCAUUCUCAGGUCAUUAAGGCUCUACAAUGUGAACUCAAAGAAUUGUGUCAACAACGUCAGUAAAAUGGUACUCCCAUCACAUCUAACCACCAACCAGUCAUCUGCCGAUGCCUCACAAUCUGAUGCAAAACCAAAAUCAUUCAGGAUAUUCCAUGAUGAUAGUCUCAGAUCAUUUUUCAGGCGCCUUGAAUUCUCUCCAGAUGGUCAGCUGCUGAUAACACCUGCUGGUUGCAUGGAACUGGGUGAUGGAAAAGUAAUAAAUGCCUCGUUUGUAUUUGCUAGAGGGGCAUUCUCGAAGUAAGUGAAGUAACUGAUUACAUUUUGAAUCAAGACAAUACAAUUUAUUAACUGUUCUUGGUGUGUAUUAAAUACAAAUAACUUGUGUAUAAUUUGAGAAAUUAUUAUUCAAAGCUAAGUUUGGAAAUGUGAUGUAUGAGAAGUGACAAAAUGAGAUGUACAUUUAAAUAAUUAGUUAUUCUGAUAUAUGUCACAAAUAAUUUCAAAUAACUGUACAUUUCGUGUUUUCUCACUGUUACAGGCCGGCUGAAUAUCUUCCUAGCAUUGAGAAGACCACUACAGUGAUAAGAGUCAACCCACAGCUCUAUCAGUUAAGGCCUGUUGACGAUACGCAAAAUGGUGAGAGGAUUAAGACUUAUAAAGUCAUUUUACUGUUUUAUUGCUGUAAUCUGUUUUCAUUGAUAAUUAAAAAAAAGAGCAUUUACAUCUAGGUGAGUUUUUAAAUUAUUUUAUUAAUAUUUGUUUUUUCUAUGUAUGAUUAUCUUUUUAUAUCACUUUGUUUCUUGCUUUUUAUUACAAUAAGAAGCUAAGAUCUAAGAGUCUUUAAAUAUGCUUAUCUUUCAAAUUGGCAGGCUUAGAUUCUGAGGGACAGAAGGUAUGGGAGAAACACAAGUCCAUAUUUUGGUAAAUAUAAAUAAUAAGUGUAUAAGAAAUUAUUAAUUAUUUUUUUUACAUUUUAGUGUUUCUCUAGUUCUAAAGAGUUUCAUUUUCCCCAUUAUCUUUUCUUGAAUUUUAGUUUAACGUCUUAAAAAUGCUCAAUGUUUUGCAAAUGAAAUUUUCCUUAUUAUGUAACCACUUUUUAUGAGUCUAUUAUAAUUCAUAUAAAAUUCCAAGUUUUUUGUGUAUUUCUAGUUUGCCUAAAAUACCUUUUAAGUACAAUGAUCAUUUGUCUUAAUAAUUAGUAAACUAAAGUAUAUUUUGUGUUUUGAUGAUAAUUAAUUAAUUAAUAUUCUUAUUUGUUAAAACAGUCUGCCCUAUCGUAUUGUAUUUGCCAUAGCUACAGAAGACUCUGUGAUUCUUUAUGAUACACAGCAGACAAUGCCAGUUGGACUGUUAAAAAAUAUUCAUUACCAUCAAAUCAGUGAUUUAUCAUGGUAAGAACUUAAAAUUUCUAAAAAUUCUGUGCUGUUCAACAUGAAAAUAAAUUAGAAAUGAAGACAAUGUGCCCAGAUUAAGCAUACUCCCUCACUACAAUAAAUCCAGGUUAUUAAAAAGUUUAUUUGUCAAUUAUUCCUCAAAUUAAAUUUAAGAAUAACCAUGUAGACUUUAUUUUUAUCAGAAAAAUUGCGCAGAUUUAUGCGUUUUACAAAUAAACAAUGUAGCAAAAAUCUAAUGAGGAAAUACAAUUUUCUUUUGUUCUUAGCAUAAUUGUGGUUUACUUAAUUUUUCACUCUCCUUUUUUUAAAAAUCACAUCUUUUAUUAUCGUAGUUUACAAUAGAUAAAAUGUUUUAUUGUUAUUAUCUUCACACAGGACCAGUGAUGGUAAGGCUUUGAUUGUUUCAUCUACCGACGGGUUCUGUACCAUAGCCACCUUUGAUGAGGAUGAGCUUGGGAUACCUUACAGGGAGACAAUUUUAGAUCAUCAAAAAUCUCCUUCGUCCAAGGUAAAUUAAUAACCAGAUUUUAAAAGUAUCCUGUUUAAAGUAUGUUAUUAUAUUAAGCAUAUUACAUAAAAGAGCCUCUAAUUUCUAAAAAGCCAGAAAAUAAUACAUUUUGUGCCGAGUAGUGCAUGAUAUAAAUAUUAAAAGAAACUGAUGAUGGACAGUAAGCUACUACUUAUCGUUAUGAAUCAGCCUUAACUCAUUCCCUCCUGCAAUGCUACUUCCGUAUUUAAUUUAUUUGCCUGAGAAAGGGAAGUAACCCCGUUUGGAAAUUGUUUACAUUUUUUUAAAAAUGUAUUUAAGCUACUAAAUAUUAUUUAAUGUUAAUGAAUUAAGAACAAAUGCAACAAAAAAUUAAUAAGGUUUAAUAUAAAUAUAACAUUAGCGGGGAAAAAAUAAUGAACAAUGACCAAAAAAUCGAUUUUCGGCACCUCGGACGAACACAUGCUACAUAUAGACGCGCCGUACUAAAGCACACGUAGUUUUAAAGCGAAACAAGAUAAAAACUUCCGGUUUUUAAAUUAAAAUCACGCUGAACCACGCCAUCGCCGGAAGUCUCGAGGGAUGUGAGAUUUCAUUGCUAUUUUUAAAUAGAUAUGAGAGAGGUGUGUCGCUAUGCGCCGGGACGCAUUUGGACGCAUCCGGCGAAUCCCGAAAAGACGCAUUUAGUCGCAACCGUCGGGAAUGAGUUAAGUUUGGAAUAAGAAAAAAAUAAUCAAAUGCCGAGUGAAAAUCUUUGUUGUUCAGUUGACAUAAAAAUUUUAUUUUUUACAAUACCUCCACUAAAAGAAUCUUACAAGUUGAUAGCAUAUUUACUGUGAUGAAAUUCUGACUGAUAAAUUUUUGUUGGAAGCAAAUAUAAUGAUUAUCAAAUAAAUAAACAGCAGAAGUGAAAUAUAUUGUAAUCUUUGGGAUCUUAGAUCUGAAUGUUUCUGGUGCCUAUUGCACCUAUUGAAAUUUCAUUUGAAAAGUGUGUUCCGUAUUCCCCAUUAUUUUUAAUCGUUUGCAAUCAAUUUUUGCUUAUUUCAUUAUUAACAUUCAGUCUCUUUGAUUUCCAUCACGCUUGUCCUCAGGUUAUUCCCGAUGCUAUGAUGGACGUUGAUGAAGAGAAAACCCCUGUUAAAUCACAUCCGGCAUCUUCCCUGCCGUUUUCAAAAUAUUCAUCCCAAAAUACAAGGGAAGAAAAGUCAGACCAGCAGAAGUCUCCCAUUACCAAGACGACCCCAGCACAAGUAGAGAAAACAGUAGAGACUAAAAUAAAGUCACCCAAGACUAGUAAAGACACAGCCACAGUAACAAAUUUGGCUUCUGAUAGAUCAGAGUUGACAGAUGAUGUUAGCCAAUUAAAAAUUGUAGAGUCAAAUCUUGAGAAGCCAGCAGACCCCCAAGAUACUAAUGAAAAACUUAUCAGCGUUUCAAAUUCCAUUUCACCCAAAACUGAUGAAGCACCAAAGAAAAGAAGAGUUCAAAUUACAACAUUGAUGUCCAAAAAAUAGCGUAGAAAAAAAAUAAUUUGUUAAAAUGUGCUCCCCUUUUAUGUGUCAUUGUCUUAAAGUGCAUGAGUUUUGCUUCAUCUGCUGUCAGCCUAAAACCAGGCUUUUUAAACACAUGCUGUGAUGAACCUUAUCAUUUUAUAUGUUGUGUGCCAGCAUUAGAAAAGAAGUAAUUAACUUAGAUCAAGUAAAUUUUGUGCAUUUCAACCAAAGAUUUGAAGUACACAAUUUCAUGGAUGUGUAAUAGACUUUCUUUAACACUGCUUAAAAAUAUUAAAAUAUUUAAAAGAAUAUUAACUGAAUUGAAUUUCAAGAUUUAAAUUAUAGUUCAAAACUUUUAGUGCGGUAGGGUUUGUAAUCUUUCAAAUGUGACACCGCUGCAGUUUAUCUGAUCACUAUACUGAGUUAAUGUAAUGAACAAUUUACAACUGAUGAGAUUUUAUUUUAAUACUGCGAAAUAAUUAAAUAUAACCAAACCUAGGGUGCACAUUUACGUCAAACUGUAAGUUUCUAUUUGUUAAUACUAUGGCUUAACAUUUUCAGGGGCAAAUUUUUUUAUUUUUUUCUUACAGAAUUGAACUUGCCUGCGGGUAAUGGUCUCAAAACUGUAAAGUUGUAAACUUGUACAGCUAGAAUUUAUAUUCUAUUUUUUAAAUUGAUUUUGCAUCUCUGACACUAGUGACUGAAUUAAUCAGAGCUGUGUUCAAAAGUUGGUGGAAUUAAUUUUUUUUUAAAAAGUAGAUUUGAUAGCUUUUCAGGAAGUGGUAGCAUGUUUGAUGGUUCAUUUAAUUUAAUACUCGAAAAAUUGAAAAGAAAAAUAUAUGUCAUCAACAUAAAAUAUUCUGUCAUUAAUUUUGUUUCUUUUUACCAUUUUCUCAUGACAAAAUCUCUGCAACACCUUAGAAGUUAAGCAUUAAUAAUUAUUAUAUACAUUCACACUUAUUAAAAUGCAUUUAUAAACAAGUAGAAGUAUUACCAAAAAAAGCCAGCUCUUUAACUUCAUGUUCUCUCUUGCCAGUUUGUAUUCUGUUUUAAAAUUUUUGAGUAUAAUAUUAAUAAUAAUAAUAAAAUGGAGAUAUAUUCCUCAGAUACAUUUUAAACAAUGUACCUUGAACCUCUUU